GAUUUCCUCUUCAAGUUCUUGGAGAUCAGCAGCGCUAGCACCAGCAAGUCUUGCCUGCUACAGCCCUUCAUCAAGAGCAAGUACAGGAUUUCCAAUUCCCAACCCUUGGCUGGGUGGAGGAGGAGGCUGUGAGGAAGAGGAAGAUGCCCCAGGACAGCCAGGCAGACAAGGAGCUGAGCAUGGAGACCAGGGAGGACAAAUCCCCACGGCAGAUCCUCGUGGAAGAGGCCGUUUUGAGCAGCUCCACGGUGCAGGAAUCCAACGGGGAGGAAAAGUCCUGGCGAUCCCUUGUGAGAAGAGACUGCAAAAGCAGAUCACGAGGAUCUGAGGAGGAAAGAGCCACCCUGUGCCAGGAAGGCGGCCAGAGAUGGAGCCAGAGCUCAGACCUGGUGGUCCAUGAGCAGCUUCAUGAUGGGGAGAAGCCCCACAAGUGCUUUGGGUGUGCAAAGAGCUUCAGCUGGCGGUGCGACCUGCUUCGCCACCAGAGGAUCCACACUGGGGAGAGGCCCUACGAGUGUGGGGAAUGUGGGAAGAGGUUCAGAGAGAGCUCCAGCCUAACCAAGCACCAGAGAAUCCACACUGGGGAACAGCCAUACAAGUGUGGGGAAUGUGGGAAGUGCUUCACGCUCCGUAGCUCCCUGACUGUACACCAAAGGAUCCACACUGGUGAGAGGCCCUACAAGUGUUCUGAGUGUGGGAUGGGGUUUCUGACCAGCUCCAAGCUCCUUGAACAUCAGCAGACACACAUAGAGGAGUGGCCCUUCCGCUGCCCCGACUGCAGGAAGGGCUUCAAGCACAACUCCACCCUCACCCGGCACAGGCGCAUCCACACCGGGGAGAGGCCCCACGAGUGUGAUGUAUGUGGGAUGAGCUUCAUACAGAGCUGGGCCCUGAUCCGCCACCAGAGGACCCACACUGGGGAGAGGCCUUAUGAGUGUGAUAAAUGCAGCAAGAGGUUCCACACGAGCUCCAAUCUCCUCUUGCACCAGCGGAUUCACACAGAGGAGAGGCCCUUCCGCUGUCUUGACUGCAGGAAGGGCUUCACGCAGAACUCCAUCCUCGUCAGACACCAGCGCAUCCACACUGGGGAGAAGCCCCACGAGUGUCCCCAGUGUGGGAAGAGCUUUUCACGGAGGUCUCACAUGACCCAACACCAACUGAGGCACCAGUAAGGGAAGCCCUGUGAGUGCCCCCAGUGCAGGAAGAGCUUUGUGCACUGCUCCAACUGCAUCCCCCACUGCAUGAUAGCCCUGGUGACCCACAUUCCCUGUGGUCCAUGUUGGGAAGAUACCUGGCUGGUUAUCCUUUUUUUGGCCUUAAUUUUUUUCUCUUCUACCUCUCUUUGCACUCCAGAAGCCAAGAAGAAUUGGUCUGUCACCUCAAAACCACUGAUCCCACUGAGAACAACUCAAAUUUACCUGACAGGGUUCAAUCCCACCCCAAAUGGCUUGUUCCCACCUCAGAAAAACUCAAUCCCAUGCCAAAUUUACUCGAAUCCACAGCUUCCAGGGUGAGAUGGGGUUGGAAGGAGAUUGGGAGAUGUGGGAUCCAAAUUUGGAGCAAUGGGAUUAGGAUUGUGUGGGGCUGGGUGAGUGGGAUGUAUUUGAUAGUAAAUCAAACAUUCAGAGUUAUUGAUUUCUGUCCCAUUCAUUUUCAAUCAGUGUCAGUUCUGUUUUCAGUGUGCCACCUUCUCAGCUGGUUGUGUUAGGAAAAUUAAUCCAUGCACACCAGAGGUUUAUGUCCAAAAAGGA
Molecule: messenger RNA, 1751 nt
Organism: Hirundo rustica (Barn swallow)
Lineage: Eukaryota; Metazoa; Chordata; Aves; Passeriformes; Hirundinidae
Product: zinc finger protein 239-like
Exons: 3
Coding region: 144-1172 (342 amino acids)
Source: RefSeq, a predicted model, not a curated record